GGCGCUUAGCAAUCGAGUCAUUAAGUCCCAGCUUAAUCACUCUGCUUCGAGCUUGUGGUCAAGCAACUGUUGCUGCACAUCACAGCAAUGGCACGCAAGGCCUCGGUCGCGCUGUUCCUGGCCAUCAACCUGGUCGUGUUCGCCGUGGCCAGUGCCACAAGCGCCAACUGCCCCCCGCCGCCAUCGACGCCGACCCCGACGCCAGCCUCGAAAGGCAAGUGCCCCCGCGACGCGCUGAAGCUGGGCGUGUGCGCCAACGUGCUGGGCCUCAUCAAGGCUAAGGUCGGCGUGCCGCCGGCGGAGCCCUGCUGCCCGCUGUUGGAGGGGCUCGUCGACCUCGAAGCCGCCGUGUGCCUCUGCACCGCCAUCAAGGGCAACAUCCUUGGCAUCAACCUAAACCUGCCCAUCGACCUCAGCCUCAUCCUCAACUACUGCGGCAAGACCGUGCCCACCGGCUUCAAGUGCCUCUAAGUUAACUGAUCGAUGCAUGAGCCGACCAUGCAUGCCAGCAUUCUUUUACUUAAUUAUCUGAUCGUUCUUAUCGGUUGCUAUGUACGCAUGUAAACGGUUUGGCUAGUUUUCGCUUUUCGAUGAUUCCUGUGCAAGUCCUUGCAUGGACUAGUCCCUAAACUACUUGGAUUACUCUUUUGUAUUCGGCAAUCUGCUUGCUAUAUGAAUAAAUUUUGUUUCUUUAGUUUAUUA
Messenger RNA from Panicum virgatum (switchgrass), 702 nucleotides. RefSeq names its product 14 kDa proline-rich protein DC2.15-like. The record is from RefSeq and is a predicted model, not a curated record. The transcript has a single exon. The coding region runs from base 88 to 471 and encodes 127 amino acids. Lineage: Eukaryota; Viridiplantae; Streptophyta; Magnoliopsida; Poales; Poaceae.